Messenger RNA from Schizophyllum commune H4-8, 2665 nucleotides. RefSeq lists its product as uncharacterized. Lineage: Eukaryota; Fungi; Basidiomycota; Agaricomycetes; Agaricales; Schizophyllaceae. The record is from RefSeq and is a predicted model, not a curated record. The transcript has 7 exons. The coding region runs from base 196 to 2625 and encodes 809 amino acids.
CAAACCUCGAUUCCCCGCCGCAUUAAGCGCCCGACGCGCAGGCGCCUAAUGAGCCGCCCCUGCUCCCCUCUCGCGCGUGACGCCAAUAGCCGGAGUCUACCUUUCGUCCGACCGUCAUCAUCGCUUUCCUUCCGGAGUGAUAUAUCCUCGUCAUCAGGGCACCCUGCGUUCUCGAGAUACUUGCCUUGAACGAUCAUGCAAAGGAUGCCUGCGAUGUCUCCCAAUACCCGCGUAGCUUUUGAUCCCAAAGCAGCUUCAGGACCCCAUGCGACGUCGAGCUCGUCGCUGCCGCGACUGGACACGCAAUCACACUCACGACCUCAGCCCUUCAUCCUCCCAGGGGGUGGUCGAUCGCGCGCCGUCGCCGCCCCGAUCUCUGGCCCUCCCUCAUGGAAGAAGCUGAAGACGAAAUUCAAGAAGGGGAAAAGCAAGGGUCGUAUGGAUCAAGGCAUAUCUUCCGAGUCCAUUCUGCCCGCCCUCGGUGCCUCAUACGCCCCGCUGUACCCCUCCGCGCAAUCGCCGCCGUUGUCACCCGCGCCUCUCACACACGAGGCCAUAGCUACGCUGUCUGCGCCAAACCUCCGCACCUCAAACGACUUCGAUAUUCGCGCCGCACAGGGGCACGUCUAUCCAUCGGACGUGCGCUCCAUGCACUCCUCGUCGACGACGUCCUCGCACCACGUUUCACAACAGCCACAACACAUCCCGCGCCACCAUUAUCCUUCGUCAUCCGCCAGCGACUCCGGGUUCUUCUCUUCGAACCAGUCUGGCCUCGCCUCUCCGAGCCAAUCAGGUUUUAUCUACCCUGGCUCGCGCUCGCGGAGUCGGCCGAGCCACCCGCCCCCCACUUUGACGUUCAGCAGACGUCCGCGGACGGCGAACUCGGCGGACCGGUGGGACCUUACAGAGGGAGAGCAGAUGAUGCACGUUACCGAAGAGAUGCGGUCGAUGGGUGUGGAGGAUGAAAGAGCGCAGGCAUGGGAUGGCGGAGAUGGCAUAGUGAAUGGACGCUGUGGUGCAGUUGACCCAGUGGAGAAGGCGAAUAGUUCGACUGGUCUGCCGCCACCGCCGCCACCACGUGCCACGAGGCCGCCUCUUCCUCCAGUGCCGCGUCACUCCGCGUACACGAUCACGCCGUCGCCGUAUAUGAUGGCAUCGCCGACGUAUACGGUCGACGACGAGACGCCUUCGCCGCGAUUGGACUACGGAGGCCAACGCACGGAGUUCAUACCCACGUCGCCGCGCCAGAAGUUGCGAGUCAUGAACCUGGCGCAGAAUGAGGAGCCUGCUGCGCGACCACGUUUGGACAGUCGUGCGCCGCCUGCUGGCCCUCUGCCGCAGCCUCCUACGGGCGAGUCGACGCGGCUCCCACGCCGACAACCUCUUCACGAUCCUUACAACAUGUCGAUGCUCGAAGCUGACCGCGUCAAUCAUACCCUGUUGCGACGCCUUUCACCUCCCAAUUCGCCGACUUUCUACGACUACGACACCGCUCCUCCCACCGCCGCGCUCGACCUGGGAUGCGGAGCCGGUCACUGGCUCCUCGACGUCGCUCAGGCGUGGCAAGGAUACGGAACGCGGCUGACUGGUAUGGACAUCGUCGACCUGACGCGUGGAACCGGUCUAGAGAAGCAGGCAACGUUCGUGAGAGGCGAUUUCCUUCGCACACCCCUCCCCUUCCCCGAUGGCAGCUUCGACCUCGUCCGGAUGGCCAACCUUACUCUUGCAAUACCCCGCGACGCCUGGGAAAGCUUACUCCACGAAGUGUCGCGCGUCCUCGCCCUCGGCGGGCGCCUGGAGCUCAUCGAGGACCGCGUGCGCUUUCCGCCGAGGUCAACGAUGGACAACGGCUCCUACCAUAGCAAUGGCAUCAACGACAACCUGCUCGAGCUCGAGCGCGCGUACGUGGACAUGCUCGAUACCGAGUACGGUGUCGACGCAAACCCAAGGGCACACCUGCAGGGUUUGAUGGAGGACAUCUUCGGGCAUCAGAGGGUGGUGUGCGCUCUGCAUCUGGCGACGGCGAACGAGGAGGAUAUUACCAGGCGCCCGGUCGCGAUAGUCGGCGAUGCGAAGCGUCUGCCCGUGGAAGCGGGGCUCGUGCUUUUGCCGUCAUCCGUCGGUGCCACGUCUGGAUCGUUCAUCCCGAUGUCGCAAGAGGAGGCCGACGCGGUGGCUGCGCGACAGUCUCGUGGGCUGCUGGCGGCGCGGGAUAGGCUCAUUGAGUAUAUCGUGAGCGUCGCGGACGCGGAGGAUGCGGAGGACGCGCGGCAGGCGGCGGCGGAGGCGCUAUGGGAAUAUGAGAGGCAACUGCAAGGAGAGCAUGCGGGGAAGCCCGGUACGACCGUCCAAACGAAUGUGAGCCCAAGGAGGAGACUAGCCGAGCCGGCGCUCCCCGAAUCGCCCACGGUAUUGCCGCCGCCACCGUUCCAGAGCCACGCCCCCCUCUCCCCCGUCGACUCGCCCACGACGCCGGCCUUGAGUCCCUCGACGACGCAUGCUUCCGCGCUUAGCGUGCGCUCGCCUACAGUAGACGACGCUCCCCCGUAUUCGAGCGUUGAGGAAACGGCUGUGCGCUCGUUCUACGUGUACGAGGCAAUCAAGGUGAAGGGAGCGAUCUUAUAGAAUAACUUCCCCUGUAUUGCGGAUGCGAAGAUGGCGUGCA